UAAACCAUGUCCUGAUUUGUUUUGAGUCUGUUGUCAGUGUUGACUUCAUGGACGCCAUGAAAGGCUACACCUACCUCAGCUACAGUGUGUAGUUACAGCCGUCAUCUUGUUCUAGUUGUGCAGCGUCUCUCUCGCUCUCCGGAAAUGCUGGUGGUAUGAUAAGCAUCUAGAGAUUAGCGUGAACGAAAGACUGGUAGCUAUGGUGCAUAAGUGCACCUUGUGGCAAAUGUCACCAUUGCAAGCAGCACGUCACUCAUAGAUCAACACCUUGCUUCCUGAAAGAAGAAAAGAUGUCUCGCAGGUCUGUCCGUGGACAGUCUUCUGCUCCCCUAGUGGAGAAAGCAAAAGUCCAAUACCCAAAGCACACGGUUUUCUCUGACAUGGAGUCACCUCUCAAUGCGGUCAGUACAUGCAAGGAUGGAGGCAAGGUUGUCGUAGCUGGACGUAAUGUUUUUAAAGUUAUGAGCAUCACUCCCAGUGGAUUUGAAGAAGUUCAUAACCUGCGCGUUGGACGAGUGAACCUGAAUUUCAGUCAUACCGAUGUACAGUGGCAUCCAAUUACUGAUGAGCUAUUGGCGACGGCUGCAACUAAUGGUGCUGUAGUCUUGUGGGAUCUGACUCGUCAGUCUAAGAACAAGCAGGCCCAUCUGUUUAAUGAUCAUAAGCGCACUGUCAACAAGGUCUGCUUUCAUACUGACGGAAACGGCUUGCUUAGUGGCUCUCAGGAUGGCACAAUCAAAUCCUUUGACAUCCGAACACCCCCAAAAGCGUUGCAGACGUUUGACUGCAAGACUGAGAGUGUUCGUGAUGUUCAGGUCAACCCGCAUUCGGCACAUCACUUUGCCGCAGCACUGGAGAAUGGUUGCGUGCAGAUCUGGGAUACAAGGAACCCAGCACAAUAUGAGUCCUACAUCACCGCACAUCAGGGCCCGGUAUUCACCUGUGAUUGGCAUCCACAGGAGCGACACUGGCUAGCUUCAGCAGGCCGAGACAAAGUGAUCAAGGUAUGGGACAUGAGAGAUCGUCACAGUCACCUUCCGCCGCAGGAGAUACACGCCCUGCACACCAUUGCAUCUGUCGCUCGCAUCAAGUGGCGUCCCGACAACCCGUAUGAACUGGCCAGCUGUGCUCUACUUCUGGAUUUCAACAUUCACGUAUGGGACAUCCGCCGGCCGUACAUUCCCUUUGCGUCCUUCCAGGAACACAAGGAUGUGGCUACGGGUAUUGUGUGGCAGAAAGAAGCCAGCUAUCUUGUGUCAGGAGCAAAGGACAACUUUCUCUACUUGCAUCAUCUGGACGAUGCGCAUCGCCCCACAGAAUCUGCUCCUCCUCUUGGACUGGCACUGGGCUGCCGUGGUCACGUUUCUCUGGCUGUCAGCGAUGAAAUCAAGCGUGCACAUUUCAGCCAAACACCCAUUCCUCCACCUCCGCCGCAGCGACCGUCCUACACACAGCCAGCCUUCUUCCGACACCUGACGCCGGCGCAAAUUGCAGCGCCUUCCGUUGCCUCCGAUCUCAUGAUGCACUUGCGACAGCUUCCGGCUACGCCUAAUGAUGUGAGUGACCUGGACUGGAUGGACGUGUUUCAAGUGCUGGCUAAAGGCUACAAGCUCGAUGGCUUACCGCUAACCCAGCUGUUUGAACACAACAUGGAGGUAGCGAGGAAGUACAGCCGUGUUCAGGAAGCGCAGGUCUGGCGCAUUCUCAGCCUGAUCUACGCACCCAUGGACAUGGCAAGCGGCUCUCACCACCCGGGCUCGUUCAGCAUCUGCUCGGAGAGUCAUGCUGCGGUGGUGCCCGCCAGCAGCGCACGAAGUACCAUUGCACCGACGCCAGAGGCAGGGGCCACCGGCGGCGCCAUUGGGCGCCAGACCGCCUCGCCAGUCGAGUAUGCCGGCAGUGCUAACGAGUCAGCCAUGUCGGACGGAGCUCACAACGGCAGAAACUCCACCAGCUCCCAUAGCGAUGCUGAAGAUAACGGGUCGGACACGGGUCACGAGUACGAUGUCGGUCCCGAUUUGGAAGAACUGAAUAACAUCGCCAGUGGAGGCUACCUUGACGAGGGUACAGAUGAUCUAACAUUUGGCUUUGCUGACCCAAUAGGGAGCGAUGAUGCACUGCGAAACUUGGAGCUGCCUAGCGAAGCGUUUCAGCCUCGUGACGACAUAGAGGACCCAGGGUCACCGUCGUAUUUGUCAGACAAUGAUGACAUGCUGAAGGAAUCCAGCGAGUUGUUGACUGUUGGUGCAUUGCAUGCUGCCCAGCGUGGAUCAUCGGUGACACCCAGUCUAUCUGCACUCAGUGAUCUCCAGGGUGUCCCACCAUGGGAUUUCAGCCCUGUCGUCUCGGACAUGCUUCACUUUUAUGCCUAUCAGGGCAAUGUCCAGCUGACGGUCAGUAUUCUGCUAGUGCUAGGCGAGAAGGGAAAGUCUUUGAUCGACACUACACAGCAGGAGCAGUGGUACCAGGCCUAUGUCGAUCUGCUAUCUCGUUACCAACUCUGGACUGUGUCGGCGCUAGUCAUCAGACUGUGCCCAUUGAAGGCAAUCAAUCAAUUGAACUUGGAGUCCACAGCUGUGGCUACCCAGUGUGGUAUCUGCACCAAGAUGGUCAUGAAGAAAGGAUCAUCGUACUGUGACAACUGUCACAAGGUCUCCAGCCUGUGUAUUGUGUGUCAUCAAGCCGUGAGGGGCGUGUAUGCCUGGUGCCAGGGCUGUGGCCAUGGUGGACAUCUUGAGCACAUGCGCGAAUGGUUUCAGGCGUCCAGUUGGUGUCCAACUGGCUGUGGCCACAAGUGUGAGUUCAUGUGAGGAUGCCGAGACGUCAUUAAGUCUUGUUUUGAACUGCUACGAGUAGCUGCAACGACUCAACCCAGGCAACAAGCUGGGUGCACCCGUCAGGAACUAUUAAUUCUCGCUGCACUUACUAUUUGCUGCAGAGUAACCAUGAGUGGUGCUCCAUACCGGUCAUCAUCCGCGCCAGGAACGGAUUUCAGUGCCAGCACAGCACACCGUGGUUCCAGAGUGUCAUUUUCCAGGCGACGGCGGCUGAUGUGACCGGUUUGACAAGUCGCCCUUUCACUGCACAACUCCUGACAGCAUGUCUGAGUGUGUCGGUAUUGUAUGCCUUCAUCCGUGUGCCAUUUACGCCAUUCCUAGCGUUGCGGUGCUUGCCCGACUUCACAGACGCUGCUAUUGCUAUUUUGCUAAUGAAUAGAGGAGAAAACAUCUUGGUGAAAGUAGCAGUGAAUACCACCAGCCUCUGGAAAGAUCUCCUCGUUGAUGUGCAGUGCAUGUGAAAACAGUGGCCAUGCAUGCACUUUCAGUUGUGCCUUCUUCUUUUUUAAGUACAGUGCUCAUAUUUUUUGGACCCUUUCCCGCUGUUUUGGACAGUUCACAACACAUAACCAUCCAUGACAUGUCACAAGUGCAGUCUACAAUGAAGCACAUGUGCUUAUAUAAACAAAGGGAACUAUUAAAAAACCCUUUCAGGGUUCGCUGCUCUAAACAGUGGAAGAUUUCAAUAUAUAUAUUUUUAAGACAAUGCAAACAGCUAGCGAACUCAGCAAUCUCAUCCUGUUUGCCAAGCUGGCAUGGUGUUAUCAUUAUGUUGCACGUUCUCAGUUCUGUACCGCAUUGUAUACGGCCCAGAAUGACGUGUAUACACGGACAGCUCACGAAACACAGUCAUGCUAUUAAUUUUGUGCUCUACGACUCGUAGGAUCAUGAAUUGUGUGUAUCACUCGACUCCUCCCCUGUCCAUUUUUUAUUGUAUCUUGUUUUCUGUUUUCUGUCUCACACCGUGUCCCAUCCCUUGUUUUAUUUGAUGUUCUAUACUGUUCUGUA
Sycon ciliatum is the source of this 3845-nucleotide messenger RNA. Its product is annotated as GATOR2 complex protein WDR24-like. The record is from RefSeq and is a predicted model, not a curated record. Gene Ontology annotation, molecular function: protein binding. Gene Ontology annotation, biological process: positive regulation of macroautophagy; positive regulation of TORC1 signaling; cellular response to amino acid starvation. Bases 291 to 2810 code for a protein of 839 amino acids. Lineage: Eukaryota; Metazoa; Porifera; Calcarea; Leucosolenida; Sycettidae. Gene Ontology annotation, cellular component: GATOR2 complex; cytosol; vacuolar membrane. The transcript has 25 exons.